AUGAAGGAGACAGGCAGUGGAAACCUCACCACCAUCUCCCACAUCCUCCUUCUGGGAUUUGGGAACCUCAAGGAACUGUGGAUCCCACUCUUUACUGGCUUCCUAGCUGUCUAUAUCAUAUCCAUGGCCGCCAACCUCCUCCUGGUGGUGCUGGACCCCCAUCUCCAGACCCCUAUGUAUUUCUUCCUCUCCAGCCACUCCUGCCUGGUGAUUGUCUCCAGCUCCAACAUCUCCCCUGUGAUGCUCACUGGUCUCCAGACAGGCAAUGUGAUGAUAACUCUUGGCGGCUGCCUUGCGCAGCUUUAUCUCUUCGGCGCCCUGGCCACCGUAGAGUACUUCCUGCUGGCAGCCAUGUCUUAUGACCGGUAUUUGGCCGUGUGCCGCCCACUCCACUACCCUUCCCUCAUGGACGGCAGGGUCUGCAGGCAGCUGGUGGUUGGGUCCUGGGUGGGCAGGUUCCUGUUCAUGGGGAUUUUGUCACUGUCGCUUAUAGCCUUGAGCUUCUGCGGGCCCUGCGAGAUAGACCACUACUUCUGUGGUUUCCAGCCCCUCCUGGAGCUCUCCUGCACCAACACCUCCAUGGUCCAGAUGGUCACAUUCUUCCUGUCCUUCAUCCCAGCCUCCCCAUUCCUCCUGACAGUCGCUUCUUACGUUUGCAUCACCUGGGCUGUGCUGAGGGUCCCCUCUGCCUCGGGGAGACACAAAGCCUUAUCCACCUGCUCCUCCCACCUCACCGUGGUGAUACUGUUCUACGGAACGCUGGUGGCCGUGUACAUGUCCCCCAGGGACGGCAUGGGUCUGAACCCCAGCAAGGCACUCUCCCUGCUCUACACAGUGCUCACCCCACUCCUCAAUCCCCUCGUCUACAGCCUGAGGAACCAGGAGGUGAGCAAGGCCUGCGGGAGAGUUGCCAGGAUGGUCUCAUUGGGGGGUUAUGCCACCGGACGGUCUCCAUCUCAUGGCCCACCCAAUAGCUGCUAA
Trachemys scripta elegans is the source of this 981-nucleotide messenger RNA. RefSeq names its product olfactory receptor 6N1-like. The transcript has a single exon. The record is from RefSeq and is a predicted model, not a curated record. Gene Ontology annotation, molecular function: G protein-coupled receptor activity; olfactory receptor activity. Gene Ontology annotation, cellular component: membrane. NCBI's taxonomy places the organism in Eukaryota, Metazoa, Chordata, Testudines, Emydidae. The coding region runs from base 1 to 981 and encodes 326 amino acids. Gene Ontology annotation, biological process: G protein-coupled receptor signaling pathway.